AUGUCGUACAUCAGUGGUGAAGAAAACGGCAUUCUAUGUCAAAAAGACACUCGCGCAGACAAUUUGCAUAAAAGGAGGGAACAAAGAAACGUGGAAAAAGAAAAUUUCUUCGUGACCAAGACGCUGUACGACCCUGAGAACAUGCUAAGCAAGCGAUGCAAAAAGAAACUGCUCUCCGAAAUUCUCAGCAGUUUUUCCCCGAAUGUUCCGUACUCAGUGAAUAAAAGCAAGAGGUGGCAAAAGUUCACUACUAAGUCAAUAUUGAAUGAUGCACAAGAAUACUUACAGCGAAUUGAAGCUGUGGUAGUGCAUAGGACAGAGGUUCCUUUAAAAGGUGUCAACGAAUGUAGCAAUAUUCGAAAUUUUGAGAUCAUCGAAGACGGAAAGAUAGGAAAACUUUCCUCCACUGAAAGAAGUAAACACCUUAAAUAUUUCAAUAACCGAAUGCGAGCAUUGCGGCAUCUAGACAAGGAAACCAUUGAGCCGCCGAGGAUUCACAUAAAUUUUAGCAAGGAUUACCCCGCGAAACCUCGCAAGAAGAAAUCAAAACGAGCUAAUAGACGAAGAGUUGUGCUUGAAAAAUAUGUUUCUGACUGUGCUGGAGAUGCGAUAGAGACUGGCAAAUUGGAGAAAAACGGGAAAUCACAAAGUCCUCUUCACCUUGCAUGGAAAGAGCGGAAGUCCGAACCUGAGCAUCGUCUCAGCCAGCAAUGUCCUGACCUACCGUUAACUUCACAAGUACUUAAGAAAAGCUUCGAUACUGAGGAUUUCUUCAAAAGGCCAAGUCUGCUGGAUGUUACUGCUGCUAUCGAAGCUCCUCAUAUCCUUGAAGUGAUUGAAAUCAAAAUCAAGAAAUUGGACAUUAUUGACCUAAGAAAACAAUUUUUACCUUCGGUACCGCCUGCAUUCGUUGUGCGAUGGUUCGGUUCGAAUCGAGUGUCUAUCAGUAGUCCAUCUUAUGCGAAGCCAUCUUUCGUCAUUUUUUUCGAACACGAAGAAAACGAUACAACCUUCAGGGUCCGAAUCAACACCAAUUCGCAGUACUGUGAGGAAGCGAAUAAAGAAAAUCUUUUGACUAUUGUUCAAGAUAGGAUCUACAGAGAUCAUGAGACGCUAUUUGAUGACUUAUACAAAUUCAUCUUGCGCACAAAAAAGAUGGACUAUGAGGUUAAUGAUGAUGGCCGUCGAUUUGCUAUAUGUCCCGAAUCUUUCGAUUACAAUGUUAAUAGUACAGUGAUAGCUCCCAAUGCUACCUUAUUUAUGGAACAAGAGCAGUUGGAUCAUCUUAGCCAGUUAUACACUCAACAAAACCCUGAAAUCUCGUCAUUCGAGUUUAUACACCAGGCUGGAGACCCGAAAGUUUGCUGCAUCUGCCGAGUUGUAAAUGACGAUUUGUUCUCUUCUAUAGACGGCUUGAUAUGCCGUGAUUGCACAAUUUCCUCCAUAACUCGACAACUAUACACGAAUCAGCCUCACAUACAAAUUCCUAUUGUUGCUCCUCCAAAUAGUUCUCCAAUCGCGCUUCUCGCCGCUGUCGUUCCUUUACCUUUGCUGGCUGUUUUAGUCAGAAAGCUGUACGCUCAAUUCCAAGGACCGAAUAAUCCCAAACUGCAGUUUUCGAACUGUCCCCGUUGCUCAGCAGUACUUGUUCCCGCACCUAAUUCUGAAUUUGGCUGUUGCUCAUGUACGAAUCCGGGUUGUGGUUGUGCGUUUUGCUACUUUUGUGAAUCUGAGCCUCACUGGCCAAUGAGUUGCGAACAGUACAAACGCUGGACUGCUAAAUGGGACACUCAAUAUCUGCUUGAGCAAAAAUUCGUAGAUGGGGCAGGCCAUGUGCGGCUGUGCGUUCAGUGUGGAGAAGCAUUCCAGGUCUAUCCAAACUCUGCACAUGCUCGAUGUCCUCGUGAGAUAUGCAGAUCGGGUUACUGGUCUAAUUGGGAAUUCCACCACUGGCACGAUUACACUAGACCUUACUCAGAGAAAAUUUUGAAUUGCAUGGCGUCGAUAGGAUACACCAUGAAAAACUGUGGAGAAUGUGGAUAUCCUAUCGAGCAGGACACCAUAGAAUUGCAUCCUCUUUUGAACAAGAAUGUAUCCGAACUGUGCGGUCAUGCGCGAAGGCAAAGAUUCGAGAAACAAGAUAGGAAGGAGUUUGAGAACUAUGUAGCGGAUGUCUUCCCGAUGAGGAAAGUACAAAGAAAACUUAGAAAUACCAGAAACUUGGUUCUAUUCUUGGUUGAAAACUGUACUGCCUGGCUCUACCUUACCAAACCUAUUGGUAACAGCUUGAAAGUCGCUAUCUCGGACCUCUUCUUUCUGCUGCUCGACAUUCAGCGACGCAUUCCAGAAGACAGCAACGAUUUUCUUGAACGAAUGCAUCACAUGGAGGUGAAAGCAAGAGAUCUCAUUGCAUUGAUACAGCGAUAUAAGCUCAAUUGGCGUAACUUUUGA
This is a messenger RNA of Cylicocyclus nassatus, 2451 nucleotides long. NCBI's taxonomy places the organism in Eukaryota, Metazoa, Nematoda, Chromadorea, Rhabditida, Strongylidae. The record is from the annotation of a GenBank genome assembly.